Quercus lobata is the source of this 500-nucleotide messenger RNA. RefSeq lists its product as uncharacterized. The record is from RefSeq and is a predicted model, not a curated record. NCBI's taxonomy places the organism in Eukaryota, Viridiplantae, Streptophyta, Magnoliopsida, Fagales, Fagaceae. The transcript has a single exon. The coding region runs from base 219 to 419 and encodes 66 amino acids.
UAGAACUUCAGACAGAAAGUUCUAGAAACGCGGUUCAUACGCAGAGACAGAGUAGAGUCCCCAGACCCAGCUAAAUUCUUCUAGACUCCAAAACCCAUAACUUUAUUCAAUCGCAUCUCUCUCUCUCUCUCUCUCUCUCUCUAUAUAUAUAUAUAUAUAUAUCUACAACACCAACAUCAACUCCAAACAGCAAUCAAACAAGUCUCGAUUUGAAGAAGAUGUGUCUGGUGUUUGUGUGCGAUAAAGAUGAGAGGGUUGUGGCGAGACAACCAGCACCAGGGGCGUGUCCGUACUGUGGAGGAAUGAUACAAGCCAUCGAUGUUGAGUCACAGUGGAGGCUCUGUUUUCUACCUCUCUAUUUCAAUACCAAGCGCAAGUAUUCCUGCACCGUCUGUGCCAGACGUUUGGUGGUUCAGUAACAUACAGAAGAUAAAAUACUAUAGUCUUUUAACUUCUUCUUCUUUUUUUAAUUAAUGAUCGAGAUGUUAAAAAAAGGGUGA